AUGGAAGGGGAGGUCAUGGAGGAUCGAGAUACUUUAUCAGUAGAGAUGGCUGGUUUAUCGGUGGACGGCGGUGGUCAGAUGGGUCUUGAAUAUCAACAAGAGGAGUUGGGGGCAGGAGACAAUCUUGAGCUAUGUUUGGUGGGCAGAUUUCUUUCGGUGAGGAUUAUCAACUAUAAUGCUAUGUCUUUGUCAUUAGCCGAGCUGUGGCAACCCCGUGAAGGGAUGACUGUUAGGGAGUUGGGUGGUGAUCUUUAUGUGUUUCAAUUUUUUCAUGAGGUAGAUAUUCACCGUGCCCUGGAAAUGUGCCCUUGCACCUUUGAUAAUCAGAUUCUGAUUAUAGAACGUAUGUCAGGUUUUUCUACUCCUAUAGAGGUCCCUCUUAAUCACAUUUAUAUUUGGCUCAAGAUCUUUGAUUUACAGACUGGGUUUCAUUCUGAAAGGGUAGCUAAAGAUAUUGGCAAUCAGGUCGGUCAGUUUAUUGCUUCAGAUGAGCGCAAUUUUACUGGGGAGUUCGACUCAUUUGUUCGAAUCCGUGUUAGAUUGGAUGUUCGGAAACCGCUGAUGCAAGGCAUCAACUUGAGAAGAACAGGUGCAGGACAGGCCCCUCGCAACUAUUCUCUGGACAUCCGUGCUAAACCUCGCAGAGGGGGAAUGGUGAACAAGAGCUCACGGUGGCUUCGUACGCCGGGGAGGUCUUUCCGAUCAGAAGGUAGUAGUGGUUCAGCUAUGGAAACUGAUCAAGAUUAUGCCGCUUAUCACGGGCCUAAUUUAAAUUCAAAUUCUGAAAAAGAUAAGGGAGUGGUUACUGGAGCUGCUUUAGCUAAGUCUCCUAUUUUGUCUCAACAUGCUGUUAAUUCCCAUGUACACCCAGCCAUGCAAUCUCCUACUGGGCUUACUAUUGUGGACCUGAAGCGGUGUCGUAUGGAGGAGGCAUUAAAUGAGGAGAGGGCCCAAGAUGGUGGUACCAAUGCAAGACCUGAUUCUACACUUUCAAGGGCUGCACCAAAAAACAUGAUUGAAGAAAUAAAAAAUUUAUUGGGUUAUGAUGAUUUUGUUUCUGUAGACUGUGUGGGGCAUAGUGGUGGUCUGGCUUUACUUUGGCGUGCUAUUGACUAUGUGCAUGUUCUAUUUCAAUCGGCUAGAUGUAUUGAUGUGGAGGGUGACUUAGAUUCAGUGGGUAGUUGGCGACUAACUGGCUUUUAUGGACAUCCUAAUUGUAAUCAUCAUCAGGAGUCUUGGGCUUUACUACAGAAUUUAGCAACUAUGAGCACACGUCCCUGGGUCUGUAUGGGGGACUUCAAUGACAUUCUAGCUAAUCAUGAGAAGAAAGGAGGCAGACGGCAACCGAAUGCAUUGAUUCAGGGGUUUCGCAAUGCUGUAAUGGCAGCGGGACUCUGUGAUUUUCCCAUGAGCGGAUAUAAAUUUACUUGGGAAACUGGUAGGGGCUCAGAUCGGUGGGUUGAAGAAAAAUUAGAUAGAGUUCUUACCUCUCCAUCAUUUAAUUCUUUGUUUUCCCAUGCUAGAGCGGCUUCGUUGGAAGCUUCUUCAUCUGAUCAUCUUCCAAUACUGUUGGAGAUACGUCUCUUUAUUCCGACCCAGUUGGCCAGGAGAUUUAAAUUUGAGAACAGUUGGAGAAGAGAGCCGCAGUGCCGUGAGUUGAUCUCCAAUGUUUGGAAUUCGAGUGCCUCUGUGGAUGUGUUUAAUAAAUUACUUCGGUGUGGAGAAUUGUUGUAUAGAUGGGGGCUGGACAUUCGAAAUCUACAUAAGCAGGAGUUGGUACAGUGUAAGUUAGAUAUGCAGCACUUGCGGGGUUCUCGUUCGUUGGCUGAUGUUCGCAAGUUUGAGGAGGCUAAGAAGAGAUACCAUGACUUGUUGAGGGAUAAAGAAAUACAAUGGAAGCAACGUGCCAAAGUCUUUUGGUUGAAAGAAGGAGAUUCUAACACUAGAUUCUUUCAUGCAAUGGCUACAAACAGAAAAAAGAAGAAUCUGAUUCAUCGGCUCCAAGACAGCAAUGGGGUUUGGUGUGAGAGGGGGCUAGCUCUCGACACUCUUAUUGUUGAUUAUUUUCAGGAUAUCUUCCAGGCAAAUUCAGGUAAUACUCAGCCUAUUAUUGAUCAUAUCCCUCACUGUAUUACUGAGGAACAUAAUGCUUUUCUUCUUGCUCCUUAUUCACCUGAGGAAGCCCGUGCAGCAGUGUUUAGCAUGCAAGCGGACAAGGCACCUGGUCUCGAUGGGUUCAACCCAGGUUUUUUCCAAUAUCACUGGGAUAUUAUUGGGUCUGAUGUUUCAUCUACUUGUAUUUCAAUGUUGGCUGUCGGUACAUUCCCGGUAGAGUUAAAUGAAACAGCAUUAGUUUUGAUUCCAAAGAAGACAAUUCCUGGGACGAUGGGGGAUUUGCGGCCAAUAGCUUUGUGUAAUGUCUUUUAUAAAAUAAUGUCCAAGAUGGUUGCAAAUCGACUUAAAAGGCUACUGCCUCGGAUUAUUUCUCCAUCACAGUCGGCAUUUGUUGCCGGGAGAAGCAUCCAUGAUAAUACUAUAAUUGCCUUCGAGCUUAUGCACUUUUUCAAAGGCAAGCGCUAUGGUCGUGAGAGUUAUGGUGCCUUAAAGAUGGACAUUAGCAAGGCAUAUGAUCAUAUGGAGUGGAAUUAUGUUUCGGAUGUCUUGGAUAAAAUGGGUUUCUCAACACAGUGGACGAGUGUGAUCAUGCACUGUAUUACUUCAGUCAGCUAUCAUAUUGUUCAUGAUGGGAAGGAAUUGGGUCCAAUUAUGCCUACACGAGGAUUGCGGCAAGGAGAUUCCUUGUCCCCAUAUAUAUUUAUCUUGUGUACUGAGGGACUUUCACAGCUUAUAUCGCACAAGGUGGCUAGUUCGGCUUUACAUGGUUGUCGGGUGGCUAGGAGAUGCCCUGAGAUAACUCAUCUCUUCUUUGCCGAUGAUAGCUUGAUUUUCUUCCAUAGCACUGCUGCUGAAGCUCAGGUUGUGAAGGAGGUGGUUUCUACUUAUGCACAGGCAUCUGGGCAGCUCAUAAAUUUCACUAAAUCUGCCAUAUGCUUCUCUAAGAACACGAGACAGAAUGAUCGAGCUGGUGUGUGCUCUGUGUUAGGCGUGGAAGAGCAUUCAAGUUUGGGCAAAUAUUUGGGUCUUCCAUCAGUGGUGGGCAUAAACAAAAGGGAAAUAUUUGGUUUUUUAAAGGACAAGGUGUGGCAGAAACUUAACUCCUGGAAACAUCGUUGCUUGUCCCGUGCAGGUAAAGAAAUCUUACUAAGAACAGUGCUCCAAGCACUUCCUAAUUAUGUGAUGAGCAUGUUCCUAAUCCCUAAGACUCUUUGUCACGACCUCCAACAGAUGAUGAAUAUGUUUUGGUGGGGUAAAGGUAUUAACCAUGAAAGGGGAAUCCAUUGGAUGAGUUGGGAUAGGAUGAGUCAACCAAAAUUUGUUGGAGGGUUGGGCUUCAAGAAGUUAAGGGAGUUCAACUUGGCUAUGGUUGGAAAGCAAGCUUGGAAUAUUGUGACUAAUCCUUCUUCUUUGGUGGCAAGGUUAAUUAAAGCUCGUUAUUUUCCUGAUGCUAAUUUUAUCAGGCUCGUCUGGGGUCCAAUCCGAGCUAUUUUUGGCGAAGCAUUUGGGAAGCACAAUCUGUUAUUAAGGCCGGUAUGUGUUGGAAAGUUGGAAAUGGACAGCAAAUUCGAGUCUGGGAAGAUCCUUGGAUCCCAAAUUUGCCUUCCUCCUGGGUGCAAACAUCGCAGCCUGUUAACUCACAGUAUGGAAGAGCAGCAGGUCAUACUGUCUAUUCCCCUCCCUCGAUUUGCUGCUAGUGACAGAUUGAUCUGGAAGUUGGAGCCAAAGGGUCAAUAUUCAGUUAAAUCAGUUUAUAAAUUCCUAACUAAUAUUGGGGAUGGAGUUGUGGGAGGUCAUGUUAGUGCGAUGUGGCGGAAAUUAUGGAACGUCAGGGCUCCUCCUAAGUGUCGCGACUUAGUGUGGAGGGCAGCCAAUAAUGCCAUACCAGUUUUGCAGCUGCUUCAACAGCGACAUAUUCCUGUGCAUAAUUCAUGUCCUUUAUGUAAUUCUGUUAGUGAAUAUGUGCUCCAUGUGCUGGUUACAUGCCCUUUUGCCAAGAGGGUAUGGCUUGCGUCUUCGAUUGGAUGGCUUUUUCCUCAGUCGGCGUCAUUUUUGGCAUGGUUGUGCUCAGUUUCGCAGCUGGUGAGAAAGGAAGACCAAGCUAUGGUGGUAAUGAUCUGCUGGGCUCUUUGGCAGGCAAGGAAUGAUGUGGUCUGGUCUUCGAAGUGGUCGAGCCCUGCUGCUGUGGUGUAUCGGGCUAGGACAAUCCUCUACGAUUGGUGUAAUGCGCGACACGUUGAUGACAGUUCUUCUGAUGCUGUGCCAGCUCCUCCACCGUUACAUUUCUGGGUUCCACCGCUUCAAGGAUCCUUGAAAGCUAAUGUAGAUGCAGCAGUCUUCCCUGAUGGCUUCAUUGGGGUUGGUGGAGUGCUUUGCUCAUAUGAUGGCUCUUUUGUUGGCGCUUGUCAACAUAAACUCCUUGGUUACUUCUCUCCUAAAACAGCUGAGCUAAUUGCCAUUAGAGAAGUUCUGAGUUGGAUUAAGAGGCUGGGUUAUGAUCAGAUAGUGUUGGAAUCAGAUGCUCUUACGGUAGUGAAGGCUUUGCUUUCUUCUUCAACUUCUGAUUUUUCUAGUUUUGGGUCCCUUGUUGAUGAUUGUAAAUCUCUAAUAGCAGAGAUGAAUUCAGUAUCUGUGAGUUUUGUUCCUCAAUCUGCCAAUAGUGUGGCACAUCUUAUAGCUAGAGCUGCCUCUACUAUUUCAGACAGGAUAGAGUGGCACCCCUCCACAAUUAAUUGUUCAUACUUUGAUGUUGGACUUUCAAAUUUGAAUGCAAUUACAUUUUUAGUUCAAAAAAAAAAAAUAACGAUAUCCAGCAGAAGUCUUUAG
This is a messenger RNA of Manihot esculenta (cassava), 4941 nucleotides long. RefSeq lists its product as uncharacterized. The transcript has 4 exons. Gene Ontology annotation, molecular function: nucleic acid binding; RNA-DNA hybrid ribonuclease activity. The coding region runs from base 1 to 4941 and encodes 1646 amino acids. The record is from RefSeq and is a predicted model, not a curated record. NCBI's taxonomy places the organism in Eukaryota, Viridiplantae, Streptophyta, Magnoliopsida, Malpighiales, Euphorbiaceae.